This is a messenger RNA of Gymnodraco acuticeps, 5869 nucleotides long. RefSeq names its product trichohyalin-like. Lineage: Eukaryota; Metazoa; Chordata; Actinopteri; Perciformes; Bathydraconidae. The record is from RefSeq and is a predicted model, not a curated record.
CCUGUGUCUCGCUGUGUAACUUGCCUCCCCAGCAGCGGGCGGGCGCUGGGAGUGUCUGCUGGGUGUAGCAGCAGCCCGACGUCUCGUUAGUGUGAAUGACUUGAAAAAACCCACUAACAACAGCUCAGCAGGCGAAACGCUCACGGAAAACUGAGGGACAUUUUUCUUUUGUAACUUCUUCCCGCUUCCUUCCUUCCCCCACCUGUAUGACUGCGUGAAGACAAAAGCGACUCAGCUAUGGAGAGCUCCUUUGAGGUUUCCCAGACUGACGGCAGCUCUAACCCCAAACCAUUUCUGGCCCCCAAACCUCGACUCACUCCCAAGCCCUUCUCUCUGCAGAAGAACACCACAAUCCGCUCCAUCCAUGCCCCAAAGACGGUCACUUCAAACUCGACGAAAACCACACAGCAGACGGUCAAAUCAGGAGCUGCAGGUCUCCCCAAACCUUCAGUGACAGCACCCGCACCGAAACCCCCUCAACAAACCCCCACCUCUGCUUCCAAACCCAAGACAGACGUAAGUGUCUUACCGACAGAUCCACCAAAGUCAACCAAAGAAGGGAUAGCAAGUGGAGAGGAUACUCUUGAUUCCAGCGUGGUAAAACCUGAUCCUGCUCCACCCAAAGUGACACCCAAGCCUCCGCCAAUCCAGAAAGACGAUGUCAUCCAAGCAAACCACAAAGCAUCCACGGAAAUUGUAACUAAACCAGUACAGAAAGAAGAAAAUAAGAAAGAAGAUGAAUCGCAGACUUCUGUCGUACAAAACCUCGACGAAUCAGGCAGUGACGUUUCCUCUACAGACAAUCCAGCGUAUGGAUGGGGCGGCAGCAGGAAGCGGCUGUCAAUGAAGCUCACCUCCAAGUUUGAGUCAGGUGGCCCAUGUCUGUCCCCCCAGCCAGCUGUUACCAUCACAACAACCGACACCAAAGAUGAUGCAGACAAGCCAGAGCCUUCAGACCCAGAGCCGAGCCAGCCGACAUCAGAGCCGUCCAACAAGGAGGGCGAUGAUGGAGCGUUGCUGGGGGUAAACAGCGGAGGGGGAAGCAUAAAACGCAGAAUCAGCCUCCUGUUUGACUCCUCAUCGAAGCCAGAGAUCAUGACAAAGAGAGAGGAGCCGGAAAUUAUAAAUGGUGCAGGAAGUGUGAAGGGUGUAAGGGAGAGAAUGAAAAUCUGGGCAAAGGAAACACCCCCCGAGGAUCCAAAGACUGAGAAGAAGCCUCAGGUUGCUCCAAGAUCUCGCUCCAAGAGCUUUGAGCCAGCAACUGCUCCAACAGUGGAAACACCCACAAUGCCGCCUGCUGCUCCUGAAACCUGGUCCAGUCACACAUUGGAUCUUCCAUCUAAGGUGUCGCCCGCCGAACCACCCACAGAGACCCCGAUGGAAACAUCCAAAGACGCUCUUACUGAUGCCCGCUCAACAGAAAGCUCCAAAGAAACGCCAGAAGAGGAUAUGGAGGACACGUCAAGUGAAGGGAGUGUCAAACUACGCAAACAAGGCUCAUAUACACUCAACGCUGAUGAGGGAGACUCCAGUGAGACACCUGAACACGCUCUCAAGAGGGACAAUGUCAAACGACGCUCUGUUCGCUUCGGUGUGGUGGAGAGAGAUGAUGGUGGGCCUCCAUUGAUCCUGGGCUCACCGUCUUCCAGCGAGGAUGAAGAGGAAGAGGAAGAGGAAGAAGAAUCUGAGGAUGAAGCUAAAGAGGACGUCCCUACGCCUGUCUACAGAAGAGUAGGAGGUCAACAGAAGAAGGAAGAUGAUAAGGCGCAAGAAGAAGAACGUCUGAAACAUUUGGAAUUUGAAAAAAGACGAAGAGCAGAUGAACACGAGCAGCCGAGAGUCAAGAUGGAAGAAGAGAAAAAGAAGGCGAGGGAGAGAGAAAGGUUGGACAGAGAGGAGAUGGAGCGGGAAAGAGAGAAGGAGUUGAUGUGGCAGAGAGAAGAGGAAAGAGAGAGGGCGAAACAGAAAGAAGAGAGACUUCAACAAGAUCAGGAAGAGGGAAACAAGAGAGAAGUUAUUAAUAAAAAGAAACAACGAGAGGAGGAGUGGGAACAAGAGUGGGUGAAGCAGACAGAGAGGAUAAGAGAAGAAGAACAGGGGGAAGGAAAGAAAGAGUUGGAGUGGCAGAGACAGAGAGAAGAGGAAAGAGAGAGGGCGAAACAGAAAGAAGAGAGACUAAGACAAGUUCAGGAGGAGAGGAAAGAGGGAGUGGACGAGAGACUGGUCAGCGGGAAAGAAGAAUACAACGUCCAGCGGAAAGUGAGAGAGAAGGAAGGCAACAAGAAGUUACAAAGAGAGGAGGAGUGGGAACAAGCCUGGGUGAGCCAGGCAGAGAGGCUGAGUGGAGGAGACGAGGAAGAGAUGGUGCGGCAGAGGCAGAAAGAGGAGGAGAGGGCGAGACAGAAAGAGGAAAGACUCAGACAGGAGGAGAGGGAGAAAGAAAGACUAAGAGCGGAGGAGAGAAGGGAAGAGGAAAGGAAGAGGCAGAGAGAGGAGGAGAGAAGGGAAGAGGAAAGGAAGAGGCGGAUAGAGGAGGAGAGAAUGGAAGAGGAAAGGAAGAGACAGAGAGAGGAGGAGAGAAGGGAAGAGGAAAGGAAAAGACAGAGAGAGGAGGAGAGAAGGGAAGAGGAAAGGAAGAGGCGGAUAGAGGAGGAGAGAAUGGAAGAGGAAAGGAAGAGACAGAUAGAGGAGGAGAGAGCAGAAGAGGAAAGGAAAAGACAGAUGGAGGAGAGAGGAGAAGAGGAAAGGAAAAGACAGAUAGAGGAGGAGAGAAGGGAAGAGGAAAGGAAGAGACAGAUAGAGGAGGAAGGAAGAGAAGAGAGGAGAAUAAGGGAAGAGGAAAGGAAAAGACAGAGAGAGGAGGAGAGAAGGGAAGAGGAAAGGAAGAGACAGAUAGAGGAGGAGAGAAGGGAAGAGGAAAGGAAGAGACAGAUAGAGGAGGAGAGAAGGGAAGAGGAAAGGAAGAGGCAGAGAGAGGAGGAGAGAAGGGAAGAGGAAAGGAAAAGACAGAGAGAGGAGGAGAGAGGAGAAGAGGAAAGGAAAAGACAGAUAGAGGAGGAGAGAAGGGAAGAGGAAAGGAAAAGACAGAGAGAGGAGGAGAGAAGGGAAGAGGAAAGGAAAAGACAGAGAGAGGAGGAGAGAAGGGAAGAGGAAAGGAAAAGACAGAUAGAGGAGGAGAGAAGGGAAGAGGAAAGGAAGAGACAAAGUGAGAAAAACCAAUUUGAGGAACUGGAGAAACAAAUGCGAGAGGAAUUUGAGAUAAAGCGUGCACAAGAACUGGAAGAAAACCGAAGAAAGGAAGAAGAGAGAGAAAGGGAGAGGCACAUUAGGCUGAAGGAGCUGCAAGAAAAGGAAGAAGAGAUGGAGAGAAUGGGGCAAAUACAGUUGGAAAGACAGAGAGAGGAGGAGAGAAGGGAAGAGGAAAGGAAGGGGCAGAUGGAGAAAGAAAGAGCAUUGGAGCUGGAGAGAAAGCUUCGAGAGGAAUACGAGAGAAAGCAAGCACAAGAACGGGAAGGAAAGCUACAAAUGGAGGAAGAGAGAAAGAGGCAAGAAAGAGAGAGUGUGGCAGACAGAGCAGAGAAAAAUGUAAUCAACUUUGACUCUGAAGAUGUGCCUCAGAAGUCGCUGCUUUCCCCCUCAAAGAGGGAGGCGGAGGUUGUCUACGAUGACUUCUCCGUCAGGCCGCCUGACAUGCACGUGGUCUACGACGACUUCUCCGUCAAACCCAGGCCGAAAGCAGACACCAGACCGCCCUCGAAGAGUUGGGCAGACUACUCUGGGAACAGGCAGGAAGUAGUUGAUUGGUUGGCGCCCCUGGAAGUCAGUCCCGUGGAAAACAGAGUGCGUGAGCAGGUGGAAAGAACAAUCCUCCCCGAGCCUACAAUAGCCCCGGAAAGUCCAGAGAAAGAGGAGAAAGAGGAAGAGGAGCAGAGCCCAGAAGAGGAAGAGCUCAUCUCCUUGGAGAUGGAGGAGGAAGAAGACGAGCUAAAGGCACCUGUUAACAGUUAUAGCCCAACGGGGGAAGACACUGAUGCUUUGAUAGACAGUGAGCCAGAGCAGCAGAAUGAGGCCUGCGAGCAGACAUCUGACAUUGACAGCCCAGAGCCCGUCCCUGACGAGGUUCCUGAAGAACCCUCUGAAGACCCUGAUACCACUGACUUCUCCAGAGUGCCGGAGCAGGCUCCAUUCCCUGAGAGCUCCACUCCUCUCCUCGACACCAGCGCUCAGAGAUCGAAGGCAGAUCUGGGUAAGCGCCGAAGUCGGUCGCGUCCGCCACGCUCGAUGCGUGGAGGUUUCUCUCCAAAGGAAAGUCAGGACUGGAGGGCCCAGGACACCAUAGAUGAAAAGAAGGCAUCGUCUAAGCAAAGGGAUUCAGACUCUGAGGAGGAGCAGCCUAAACCGAAGAUAGCUCGUUCUCCUCCCCCCUCUCAGAGAGUCCCCAUGUUCACUGGUUUGAACCCUGCAUCCCUUAUUGCUCAGCUGAAAAGGAGAACAUGUGGAGGAGGAACCAGAGGAGGAGAGGAAAAGGAAGAAAACAAGGGAAGAGAAGAGAAGGAAAGUCGAAAUGAGGAAGCGGCUCCAUCUCCCUCAAAACCCUCCCGCUCUCCUCGCCCGGCCGCUCGCUCUCCUCGCCCAGCCGCUCGCUCUCCUCGCCCAGCCGCUCGCUCUCCUCGCCCAGCCGCUCGCUCUCCUCGCCCGGCCGCUCAUCUCCCCGGGGCGGCCCGAGUCCUGCCACCCAUAGGUGGUGGGGGAGGAGGGUCUGUCUCCUCUCCCGCCUGGCUGAAAGAACUGAAGUCUAAGAAGCGCCUGAGUCAGCACGACAGCGAGACUUAGCCAGACGCAGGAGACACUGGGACAAGGCUGUUCAGCAAGAAUCAAUCCAUCUCAGCUGCUGCUGCUGCUGGCAGAAACCUUGGCAUGAUUGCUUCAUUUUCCACUUUAAGUGCCUUAUUUUGGACAUUUACUGAGAAAUGCAACAGGGGUAUUCAGGCUUUUGCUGAACGUAGUGGCCAUCAAGAACUUGUCUGGCCUGUACAUGAAAUAUGGUGCCAAGUCUGUGAUGUGUUCAUGCCAAGUACAUGAUUUAUUUUCUGCUGUACAGAGGCUCAAUGGAGGCAAAAUACCCCAUUGUAAUUCAGAGCAAAGCCAUGGACUGUCCUAUUGUUUGAAUGUAUAAGUCCAAUAUAUAUAGUGACUUGACCGAUGACACUAGGCUUCAGCAGGGUAUCGCCUGUCACACACACACACCUAUGUACAGAACAUACUGAAUAUACAUAUAGAUUGCAUCUUGUGUGUAUUUAGUUAAAUUGUACAAAAUGCUUUUUACAUUCUCUUUCUAAUCACAAGUAAACCUUUAAGCACUUUAAGAACAUUUUUAACAAAUGAUGGUACAUCUAAGCAAUACAAUAAUCAAGUACCUUACCGUAGUAUCAUGGUCAUUGGAUUGUUUUAAUUGUUUCACCAUGUAUGUCUAUUCUCUUUCCAGUUCCAAAAUGUAAAAUGUACAAUGACUAGGAUUUUAUAAACAUUUUUAUUGAUUCAAACGAAAAAAUAAUCUAUCAACUAUUGUGUUUACAAACUCAAAUUGACAAAUUCUUCUUAUUGUGCCUUUAAAGAUGCACUUCCUGGAUUUUGUCCAAUCGACCAGUGAGCUGGUGAAGUAUAUUUUUAUGCUGUAACAGAAUCAGGAAUUGUUUUUGUAAAAUAUGAAACCCAGAAAAAUGCAAUCAUCUGCUCGAGAUGCUUUUAUGUGCCUUUUUCAAUGUUAAAGAGUGGCUGUCAUCAAUGCAGUAAUCAUGUAUGAUCAAUGCCAUGUAUAAUAAGAGGAAAUUGAGGGAAUUUUAUUAAAACCUUUUUCUAUGAAAUGCAA